Messenger RNA from Conger conger (European conger), 1212 nucleotides. It is a transcript of the gene ntsr1, whose product is annotated as neurotensin receptor 1 (high affinity). The coding region runs from base 1 to 1212 and encodes 403 amino acids. The transcript has 4 exons. NCBI's taxonomy places the organism in Eukaryota, Metazoa, Chordata, Actinopteri, Anguilliformes, Congridae. Gene Ontology annotation, cellular component: plasma membrane. The record is from RefSeq and is a predicted model, not a curated record. Gene Ontology annotation, biological process: neuropeptide signaling pathway. Gene Ontology annotation, molecular function: G protein-coupled neurotensin receptor activity.
AUGGAUGAGAAUUCCACACUAAGUGCGCGCAAGUUAUUUUACUUUCGCAUUUUAGCGCAAAAACUCCUGGCAUCUGGGAACCAGUCCAUGCUGCCAUACGAUAACGGUACUGACUCUCAGCUGGAAAAUAACCUGGACCUGGACGUGAACACGGAUAUCUACUCCAAAGUCGUGGUCACCGUGAUAUACAUCGCACUCUUUGUGAUAGGAUGUGUGGGGAACUCUAUAACACUAUACACUUCACUCAUGAAGAAGUCUUUACAGAACCUGCAGAGCACUGUGCACUAUCACCUUGCCAGUCUCGCAGUAUCCGACCUCCUAAUUCUCGUUUUGUGCAUGCCUAUCGAGCUGUAUAACUUCAUUUGGGUCCACCAUCCCUGGGCAUUCGGAGAAGCGGUCUGUAGAGGCUACUAUUUCCUAAGAGACGGUUGCUCUUACGCCACUGUGCUCAACAUUGCCAGCCUCAGCGUCGAACGCUACAUGGCUAUUUGCCACCCGUUCAAAGCUAAGAGUAUCAUGUCUCGCAGCCGCACCAAGAAGCUGAUCAGCGGCAUGUGGGUAGCAUCGUUCCUUCUGGCCACACCGAUGCUCUUCACUAUGGGUCAGCAAAACGCCGGAAGUGAGAAGAUCUGCACCAGCAUCGUGUCCCCCGUAACGACCAAGAUCGUACUGCAGAUAAAUGCCUUCUUGUCCUUCGUGGUUCCCAUGGUAGCCAUCUCCGCCCUGAACGGCAUCAUCGCGAGCCAGCUGCUGCGCAUGUUCCGGCAGGCUGCGCAGGACAGCCACGUGUGCAUCAUCGGGGGAAAUCCCACCAUGCUGAGCGUCAGCGUGGAGCCCAACCGGGCCCAGUCUCUGCAGCAUGGGGUCAUGGUCCUACGUGCUGUGGUCCUUGCCUUUGUGGUGUGCUGGCUACCCUACCAUGCCCGACGCCUCAUGUACUGCUAUGUCACCGAGUGGACAGAUAGUCUAUACGACUUCUACCACUACUUCUACAUGGUGACCAAUGUGCUGUUCUAUGUUAGCUCUGUUGUCAACCCAGUCCUUUAUAAUCUGGUCUCCGACAAAUACCGGCAGGUAUUUUUCUCUACUUUCCGUCGCCUGUACCUGCCCUGCCACCACAGGAAGCAAACCCGUGUCCUCACCAGGCACUCUAACAGUAUCUCCAGCAACCACACCAUGUCCACCAACAUCAUCAAGGAGACAGUGUACUGA